Sesamum indicum (sesame) is the source of this 1623-nucleotide messenger RNA. Its product is annotated as transcription factor GTE1. Gene Ontology annotation, molecular function: protein binding. The record is from RefSeq and is a predicted model, not a curated record. NCBI's taxonomy places the organism in Eukaryota, Viridiplantae, Streptophyta, Magnoliopsida, Lamiales, Pedaliaceae.
GCAGAAGGUACAAGUAGGAAAGGCAAACACACACGCCUCAACCAAAUUUCCCGUGGAUUUUGUUUCGACUUCUUCAAUCUGCUAAAAACCCCGGUUACCAAAAAGCUGAUGGAUGCAAAGAAUGGGCCGGUUCUUGAUGUAUCAGUUGUUGGCCAGCAAGAAACCAGCGCCGGUGCGUCCCAAGUGGAGAGCUUGAAUCAAAGUGUUGAUGAAAUGUUUGUAAAAGUUGAUCAGCUUGAGCAAAAACUAGUUGAGGUUGAACAGUUUUACUCCAGUUCAAAUACAAAGCAUCCUAACACUCCAAAAGGUGGCUCCAAUCUGAAGGACAAAGAUAGUGAGAAAUUUCUUGCAAGCUUUAAGAAGAGGCAGCAAGAUGCAGCUCGUAGGGAAGCAGCUGCUGCUAAGAGAAUGCAAGAGCUGAUGCGCCAAUUUGGAACAAUAUUGCGUCAGAUAACUCAACACAAGUGGUCCGGACCAUUUAUGCAGCCUGUGGACGUGGUAGGUCUUGGUUUGCAUGACUACUAUGAGGUUAUUGAGAAGCCUAUGGACUUCAGCACUAUAAAAAGCAAAAUGGAGGCCAAGGAUGGUACUGGUUAUAAGAAUGUUCGAGAGAUAUGUGCAGAUGUGAGGCUGAUAUUUAAGAAUGCAAUGAAAUAUAACGAGGAAAGGGAUGACGUCCAUGUUAUGGCCAGAACUUUGUUGGAUAAGUUUGAGACGAAGUGGCUACAACUUUUGCCAAAAGUUGAUGAAGAGGAAAAAAGGCGGAAAGAAGAAGAAGCUGAAAUGCAACAAGAUAUGCAGCUUGCUCAAGAGGCUGCUCAUGCCAAAAUGGCUAGAGAUUUAAGCUUUGAGCUGGAUGAGAUUGACACGCAUCUGGAAAAACUUAGAGAAACGGUACUUCAAAAGUGCAGAAAGAUGACAACCGAAGAGAAGAAACGACUCGGGAGCGCUAUCACACGGUUAUCCCCCGAGGACAUCAACAAGGCUCUAGAAAUUGUUGCCAAGAGCAACCCUAAAUUCCAAUCAGCCGGAGAAACAGUGGAAGUCGACAUCGACGCUCAGAGCGAGUCGACCUUAUGGAAACUGAAGUUCUUCGUCAAAGACACGCUGCAAGCGCAGAUAAAGAGUUCGCCCAGCACUGGAGGAAACAACAACGGCGAAAACAACCAAAACAGCAACAACAGAAGAAAACGAGAGAUAUGCGAUGCCUUAGCCAAAACUUCUCAGAAGAAGAGCAAAAAGCUUCCCACUUGAAAAUAUCAUGUCAUCAAAGCAUAUAUGGCAUUCCAUGUAAAUGUUGAUUUUGCAUUGUAUAGGUUACUUUAAGAAGUUUGCAACCCUGUUUUAUGUUGAAACUACAUAUGUUGCCUUUUUUCUUGUUAAUGCCUAUAUAUUUUAUUUUAAGGAAUCAAAAGUUGUAGAUGGAAAUCAAUCAGAGGUUGUUAGUGAGUGAGGGGAUGAUCAUACUUGAAGGGAUUUGGAGCAUUGUGUGUGGCUGUAGUGGAGCAACAUUGUUAUCAUACUUGAAGCUUCUGGAAUGUUCCCAAAUUUAAAUUAGAAUAGUUGCAGCUGCUUUGUCUCUUGAAGAAAGUCAAAAGUAAAGAGAGAGAGUCAAUAUGGAAA